Acyrthosiphon pisum (pea aphid) is the source of this 775-nucleotide messenger RNA. RefSeq names its product protein mono-ADP-ribosyltransferase PARP11-like. Gene Ontology annotation, molecular function: NAD+ poly-ADP-ribosyltransferase activity. Lineage: Eukaryota; Metazoa; Arthropoda; Insecta; Hemiptera; Aphididae. The record is from RefSeq and is a predicted model, not a curated record. Gene Ontology annotation, cellular component: nucleus. The transcript is spliced from 3 exons. Bases 194 to 679 code for a protein of 161 amino acids.
UUCUAAAUAAAAACAUGCGAUAACGUAGACUGUAGAGAAAGAUGUAAUUAUUUAUGAUAUUGAUGCGGUAGACCGUAGACGAUAGGAAAAAUAGAUGGUACACUCAGUUUUCACGCUUCAACCAUAAAGUAUAUUUUGAUCGUGAUAUUUAUUCAGUAAGUUCUCCGCUCGUAUAGGAGACGUAUUUGCAAAUAUGAACUCUGCACAAGAUAGCAAUAGGACACACACAACGACAUCAGAGUUUACCACGCACGCUGCUGUUCUUUUAAAACAGUACUACCGUGACUCGUGGUUUGGCCACAAUUAUGACGCCACUAGUCCACUAAGUGAACAUUGUGAACAAUUGAACACAAAAGUCUACGAACUACUCAAAUGCGAAAUUCACAAGACUUUUCCCCAAUGCGAUAUCUUGAAAAUACAACGUAUCCACGCCCCACAGAUGUACGGUAUGUACCUCUUACGCAAGGCGGAAAUGCGCUUGCAGACCAAUGGUGGAAAUGAUAUAGAGAAAGUCCUGUACCACGUCACCGCUGAGUCCAACGCUGUGGAGUCGCUGAUCAGGGGACUCGACUGGAGGCGCAAUCAGCGCGCCAAAUUUGGGAGCGGUGUAUCUUUCAGUAAUGACGUGGACUAUAGCAACUAUCACGCCAAUCAGUCCACUAAUAAAGGUAUAAGAUAAAUAAUAUAGUGUUUAUUAUUAAUCUUUGUUUACCUGUCAACGAAAUUCUACACCAUUCCACCCUAAUAAAACGUAUCAAAGUCCCCUCAAAAAUCG